AACGCGGAAGUGGUCUGUGUAAACUUCACCGUACAGUAGCGACAGGUCAUUUCGGUUCAGGAAGCUACAUGGACAGUUUGUUAAAUAAACUCAUGUACUUGACUUUCGCUGUUGACCUUUAACGAGCUGAAUCCACGUCCUGGUCUGGGGGAAAUCCAGGUCUUGGCAUGUGGCAGGACGAACAGUGUGAGCUCUUGCUGGACUGAAGAAGCUGAAAGGCCAUGCCAGUUCCAGUGAUGGCAGAACCUGUGGUUGAUCACCAGAAACGCUUCCAGGCUGCUGUGGAUGUGAUCCAUAACCUGCCUAAAAAUGGGUCCUAUCGGCCCUCCUACGACCUGAUGCUUCGUUUCUACAGUCUGUACAAGCAGGCGGUGUGUGGACCUUGUACGGUACCUCGGCCUGGAUUCUGGGACCCAGUGGGUCGAUAUAAGUGGGAUGCGUGGAGCCGCCUGGGACAGAUGAGCCAGGAGAAGGCCAUGGCAGCGUAUGUGGAGGAGAUGAAGAAAGUAGCUCAGGAGGUCAUCCAGUCCAUGCCCAUGAACCAGACCACGGCCUCCUUCUUCCACCUCUUUGAGCCUCUCUACCUGGUGAUCGACGACAUGCCACGGCCGCCACCGUCUCUGCUCGCGCUCACACGAGGUCAUGAAGGCAGUCAGCAAGCUGAUGUCGUAACAGAAAUGAAGGAUGAAGAUGGGGAACAGGAGGGUUCUACUCAGAGUCUGGAUAAGGACCUUGACCUGUGUGAAGUUGUGGACCUGAUGGUCAACGACAUCCCUAAAGAUGCAUCGGAGGCUCUGGCUCUGACCAGCGACUCGGAGACGGAGAUCUUCUGUGACUCUGUGGACUCGGUGGACCAGCUGAGCUGUGUGAAGAUCCCGGUCAAAUCCAACGGCUUCCACGUGUCCCAGGAUCCCUCUGCAGCUCCGAGCUGUCAGCUGGAGGUCCGGCUGGAGGGCAGACAGGCCGGAGCGGGUCAGGGUGGAGAAGGAGCUGAGGACAGGAAGGACCAUGGUCCCUCCAGGAGGAGUCAGGACAUGAGGAGAGACGGGUCCUCCCACAGCUGGAGAGAACGUGGAGUCCCACAGGGAAGUCCGAGGCAAGGGGCCCCUGGCAGCGGUGGUGGGGCUGGACGAGGAGGUGGGGACGGUUCAGAGGGCGGAGCAGAGAGGCUGCAGGAUGCCCAUCUGCAGCAGCAGAUUAUUCUGGCUCUACGAAGGCUCAGAGAGGACAUGAGGAGCGUGAUGGACAGGCUGGAGGUGGUGGAGAGGCUCGCUGCCACACAUGUUCAGGGCUCAGAGUGGAGGCCAUGUCUGCAGUGUGUUGCUGCUUCACAACAGGAGGAGCCAUGGUGGCCGUUGGACGGCUCAGGUCCGACCGUCCUCCUGCUCCUGCUCUGGCCCUUCGUGGCUCAGGGUCUAAUCUACCUGCUGAGGAAAGCCCACGAGAGGAGCCGCUCGUCUUCGUGAGACGAUUCCUGGAGGACGGAAGAGUUCAUCUGCUCAGAGGAAGGAAGGAUUGAGGCGUGAUGCGCUUGUUCACUACAGUCUUUAUCUGGACAAACCAGAUGUGGAAAUCUGAGAGUAAAGAUGUUUCCCAUCAUCCAAGUUAGCUAUAAAUGCACCUUCAGCUUCCUUCUGUUUCCUGCUUCUGUAAAUAUGCAGAAUGUCUUAAAAUGAAUCUUCAGACAGAUUUCUGCUGAUGAAUGAGUAACGUGUGUGUGUGAACGUAUGUGGCCCUCAGGUCAUCGUCUCCGGCUUCCUCAGUGUUUGCUUGUCUGACCGGACUCCUGUGGGCAGGGACUGAAUGAUGAAUGAGGGAUCUCUGAAACUGAAGCACAAGUUCACAUUAAAAGGUGGAUCCUGA
Molecule: messenger RNA, 1863 nt
Organism: Melanotaenia boesemani (Boeseman's rainbowfish)
Lineage: Eukaryota; Metazoa; Chordata; Actinopteri; Atheriniformes; Melanotaeniidae
Gene: acbd4
Product: acyl-CoA binding domain containing 4
Exons: 11
Coding region: 222-1466 (414 amino acids)
Biological process (GO): autophagy of peroxisome; fatty acid metabolic process
Molecular function (GO): fatty-acyl-CoA binding
Source: RefSeq, a predicted model, not a curated record